Molecule: messenger RNA, 2739 nt
Organism: Jaculus jaculus (lesser Egyptian jerboa)
Lineage: Eukaryota; Metazoa; Chordata; Mammalia; Rodentia; Dipodidae
Gene: Gbp5
Product: guanylate binding protein 5
Exons: 12
Coding region: 279-2042 (587 amino acids)
Molecular function (GO): GTP binding; GTPase activity
Source: RefSeq, a predicted model, not a curated record
GAGGAGAAAGGGAGGUCCCAGGACUGGAAGGGGAUUUAUGAGCAGCAUCCACAGCUAGAUUGCGGGACAGCUGUCAGAACUCAAAGCAGCUUUCUUACCAGCUCGCCAAGAUCUCAGCUCCCUGGUUUUGCUUGUUAAGGAAGCAGCACUAAAGAGUCUGGUGACGUACCAGCAUCAUUCAAUUGGGCAGCUGCAGAACUAGGAUUGGAAAUCAAGUCUAACUUUCUACAAAAGCAAAAGACCAUCUCUUACCUUGCAGACAAAGGACCAUCUUGGACAUGGCCCCAGAGAUCCACAUGCCAGAACCCAUGUGCCUCAUCAACAAUGCUGAGGAGAAGCUAGUUGUCAACCAGGAAGCUCUGGAGAUCUUGUCCUCCAUCACGCAGCCUCUGGUGGUGGUGGCGAUCGUGGGUCUGUACCGCACAGGCAAAUCCUACCUCAUGAACAAGCUGGCUGGGAAGGAAAGGGGAUUUUCUGUGGGCUCCACGGUGCAGUCCCACACCAAGGGAAUCUGGAUGUGGUGUGUACCUCACCCUCAGAAGGCAGACCACACCCUCGUUCUGCUUGACACCGAGGGUCUGGGAGAUGUGGAGAAGAUAGAUGACAAGAAUGACAUCCAGAUCUUCGCGAUGUCAAUCCUACUGAGCAGCUCCUUUGUGUACAAUACCAUGAGCAAAAUUGACCAGGGGGCUAUCGACCUACUGCACAGCGUGACAGAACUCACAGACCUGCUCAGGACAAGAAACCCACCUGAGCCUAAUGGGGUCAAAGAAGCCACUGAUAAUGUGAGUUUCUUCCCAGACUUGGUAUGGACGCUGAGAGACUUCUUCCUAUCCCUGGAAACAGAUGGGCGGGUCAUCACAUCGGAUGAAUACCUGGAGAACUCCCUAAAGCUGAGACAAGGUAGCGAUGAAAAGACUAAAAAUUUCAACCUGCCCCGCCUGUGUAUACAGAAGUUCUUUCCAAUAAAGAAAUGCUUUGUCUUUGACUCCCCCACUCGCCGCAAUAAGCUUGCCCAGCUUGAGACCCUCGGAGAUGAUGAACUCAAUCCUGAAUUUGUGCAGCAGCUGGCUGAAUUCUGUUCCCACAUCUUCAGCCAUUCCAAGGUCAAGACUCUUCCAGGAGGCAUCCAGGUCAAUGGACCUCGACUAGAGAGCCUGGUGUUGACCUAUGUCAAUGCCAUCAACAAGGGGGAUCUGCCCUGCUUGGAAGGUUCAGUCCUGGCCUUGGCCCAGAGAGAGAACUCAGCCGCGGUGCAAAAGGCCAUUGCUCACUAUGACCAGCAGAUGGGCCAGGUGCAGCUGCCCACAGAGACCCUCCAGAAGCUGCAGGACCUGCACAGAACCUUCGAGAAGGAGGCCAUAGAAAUCUUCAAGAAGCACUGUUUCAAGGAUGAGGACCAAAGCUUCCAGAAGGAACUGGAGACCUCACUAAAUGCAAAACAUAAUGACAUUUGCAAGAAGAAUGAGGAAGCCUCUGCAGCCCGCUGCUCAACCUUACUACAGAGUAUUUUCAGCUCUCUGGACCAGGAAGUGGCCAAGGGCAUUUAUUCUAAACCUGGAGGUCAUAAUCUCUACGUUCAGAAGACAGAAGAGCUGAAGGCAAGGUACCAUCAGGAGCCUGGCAAAGGAAUACAGGCUGAAGAAGUUCUUCAGAAAUAUUUAAAGUCCAAGGAGUCUCUGAGCAAUUCCAUUCUACAAACAGACAGGGCUCUCACAGCCAAGGAAAGGAAGAGGGAAGCGGAACAAGCCAGAGCGGCAGCUGCGAGGGCCAGAGCCCAUAGGUUAGAAGCCAUCCGCAAGGAGGAAGAGGAACAGAGAAACCAGGAAGAGAAGCGCCACCAGGAGCAACUGGAACAAAUCGAGAGAAACAGACAGAACUUUCUGGUACAGCUAAAGCAGAAAGAGGAACAGAUGUUACGGGAACAGGCUGAGAGGAUCAAAGCAAUACACGAGGCGGAACUCAGGAAGCUUCAAGAACAGAUCAACAACGCCACGGUGUAUCAUCAUCACUCAUCACAUGGCCGAUGCACCAUAUGCUAAAGUGCUGAACAUCAGGGCUGCCGUUCCUUCCCCUUUUCCACUGGAGACAUGGGAAAACUAUAGAAUGAGGGAUCCCCAGCCUUACGAAAUCCCAAUGCUUUAUGACUGCCCACAGUCCCCUCAAGGGACUACGAGUUACCUAAGAAGGUGGCAACUGCUUGCACUUAGUCAAGACUCAGGCAUGGCUCUCGGCGGUGGGCUGUGCGGGGUGCCAUCAGAGGGGGGCAGCCAUGGGCCGUCCUCAACACGGUGGAGCCCACUAGUGUCAUCUGCCAACUGGUCAUUCGUAAAGAGAAGCUCCAAACUAGUGUUGUGAUGAAAUGGAGAUCUUUGAGAAGACAAAGGGGAAUGAACGCCUCCAAAUUGAACCCUAGGCUUAAGGGCUGGAGAAACAGCCUCACUCAAGGAAUAGUUUCAGUGGAAUAUUUUUUACCAUUGCAGCAACUUUCACUGGACUUAGUUACUGUACCGUAUAUGCUGAUAAUCUUUUAGAGCUUGUAAAUAGGUGAUCUAAGGAAUACUGUAUAAUGUACCAAAAAACUCACAAGCUCAUUUACUUGUAUGCUUACUUAUAGUCCUAUAUGUAAGUCAGCUUAGUUGUUUUGCAGUCACAUGUGAAAGCCCAUUGCCUUCCUUAAAUAACAGGCUACAUGAAUAUCUGUCAGUACACAUUUAAACUACAACAUGUUUAACAUCA